AUGAACCACCUCGGCCCCAGCACCACCAGCACCCUCACAGUCACAAUGUCCAAAACCGACCCCUCCAACUACCCCCUCAUCCGCGAGCUGCUCCAGCACUACCCCUCCUCCUCCAGCAGCAGCGACGCCCACCCCUCGUCAUGGCUCUCCGACCCGGGCGUGCUGCAGGUGCUGAGAACCAACAUGCCAACCGGCUACUCGGACCCCACGCUCCUGAGCCGGACGGGGCAGCUGCUGAUGUAUGGGUGCCCAAAGGCGAGCUGGAGGCACUGUCUAGUCGUUGAGGGCCUGCCGUGGAGCACGCUCAAGCAGGAUCUGGAGGCGCUGUUUGAGGUGCAUGACAAUGUUGAGCCACCAAUUAUCCUAGGGAACGACAAGGCGUUUAUGGCGUUGGUGUACAUGACGGGGAGCAAGGCGUGUGAGGUUGCGAUUACAGACCUGGACGGGGCUGUGGUUGGCGGGGAGACGUCAUUGAGGGCGAGAUAUGCUGGACACGCGGAUUUAGAGCGGGCUUUGAAAGCUCAAGGAAGGGGUUCGAUUUCUUGA
Messenger RNA from Morchella importuna, 546 nucleotides. RefSeq lists its product as uncharacterized. The record is from RefSeq and is a predicted model, not a curated record. The coding region runs from base 1 to 546 and encodes 181 amino acids. The transcript is spliced from 2 exons. Lineage: Eukaryota; Fungi; Ascomycota; Pezizomycetes; Pezizales; Morchellaceae. Gene Ontology annotation, molecular function: nucleic acid binding.